Molecule: messenger RNA, 1985 nt
Organism: Gregarina niphandrodes
Lineage: Eukaryota; Apicomplexa; Conoidasida; Eugregarinorida; Gregarinidae
Exons: 2
Source: RefSeq, a predicted model, not a curated record
AUGGGGGAAGAUGCCCCGGACUCGGACACACUCAAUAAAUUCCUGAGACAGCUGGCGAACUUGCGCAAGACUAUUUAUACCACUGCUUACUUCCGGAAUGAUGGGGAUCUUCUGCAGGCAUUCAGCGUGCUGUACAAAAGCGCCCUCGGAAGGUGUACCGUGGCAUAUCCGCAGGCCCCCCAGAUUAUUCAAAGCUACCUCAAUGAUCAACUCAGGUCAUUGAGUACUCCUCAGACGCUGAUUGGCGCUCCCGGAAAGUCUGCUCAAAUCGUGUCGCACUCUCGCCAAUUCUCGCACGCGGCCGAGCCUUCAACCAAACCGCGCUUUGCAGAAGCCAGCGCUCGAUCGGAGCCAGUUCGAGCAGUCCCACUUCGGUCGGAGCCGGUUCGACCGGAGCCAGUUCGACCGGAGCCGGUUCGAGAAAGCGGGGUGGGGGAAGCAGAUCGCGAGAUGAACACGAGCAGCGACGGAGGCCGCGUGAGUAAGGACAAGGCGGAGUACUCGAGGACGGACGUGGAGCCGAAGCCGGUGGCCGCUGGCCUGUCGUCGAGUAGAGAGACUCCCACUCGAUUCGACGCCACGGGGGCCCGCUUGAGUCGAGGUGAAAGCCGCGUGCCAGAGAGUCGGACGCCUGACCGGGUGACGGACCGCGGGGUGGACGGCGUGGGGGAGCGUUUGAGUGGUUCGCAGCGGCGGUCGUUGGCGGACGACUCAGCCCGGCGGGACUCGUCUUUGAGUCGGAGGCAGCCCGAGUCGCAGAGUGCGCGGAUGCAGGAUACGCUGCCGGGCAAAGUAAUGCCUCUAGACGCGUCAGAGACGUACUUUCUGCUCCAGAGCCUGCCGCCAACGAGACAGACAGGGGUAGAACGACUAGCACACCCCGCGCUCUUGAAGCGAUCACAAAUAAACAAACAUUUCAAGGUCAUCACCGCUUUGGAUCGUUUCUUGCCAGCACACUUCCUCAGCAAUAAGCGCACGGCGCCGGUGGAGGUGACCGAGAAGAAGAAACAGCGAGUCGCUGCCGACAAAACUCCAGAUGCAUCCUCCAGAGUCUCCACCUCCCCGGUCUCCACCUCCCCGGUCUCUCCCGUCAAGACAACGGAAGCCAGGACCAAUGAGAUUAGGGACAGUGAGGGCAAAAGGACUGAGGGUAAGACUUCUCGAAAGAUUGGCCGUGUCUCAACGGCGCCACAGGAGAGAUACCAUGAAGAUACGGAGGAAGAGAAUUCCAAUCACGUCCACCCAGAGCAGAGCGACCGGGCGACCAGCCGAUCCUCCGGCGACGUGAUCCUGGUCGAAGCUGCCGGGUUGAGGAGCCCACAGACCCGGGACCUACUGGAGAAACCGAUAGAUAGAAAUAUGCUAUUCCCUAGCAGCUCGGAGACACUCGCACCAGAACCGGCUCGACUCAAAACUUCAGGGGGGGCCCUCCAGUUGCAAGCGUCCCGAGUUGAGGACGCCCUUGACGACAAAGAGAAGGCCCUAGCGGAAAUCCGACGCAUGGAGGAACAAGUCCUGCAGCGACAGAAGGAACUCGAACUCGAACUAAGUCGGAGGAAGGAAGCGAAAAAACAGGCUGAGGAAACCGCUAGACGGCACGGCGGUGCUGAAGAGAGGCAAAGGGCCGAGGAGAGGCAAAGGGCGGAGGAGAGGCAAAGGGCGGAGGAGAGGCAAAGGGCGGAGGAGAGGCAACGAGUUGAAGAGAGGCAACGAGUUGAAGAGAGGCAAAGGGCCGAGGAGAGGCAAAGGGCGGAGGAGAGGCAACGAGUUGAAGAGAGGCAACGAGUUGAAGAGAGGCAACGAGUUGAAGAGAGGCAACGAGCGGAAGAGAGGCAACGAGCGGAAGAGAGGCAACGAGCGGAAGAGAGGCAACGAGCGGAAGAGAGGCGCAAGGCGAAGGAGGUGGAGAGACGAGAGGCUCAGGAGCGAGCCAAGGAGGUGGAGCGGCAGCGCGAGUUACUUCGCGAGCGGGAGCGGCCUAAGGA